AUGCUUUCCGUGAAUACCUCGACAGAUUUGACUGAUUGCUCUGAGUUUGGAAACAGGUUCUGUCCUGACAGCUCCAGGUCACCCGGAGCACGAGGGGUAUUGUAUCUCUUCAUGACUGCAGCCUUCCUUCUCACCAUCUCAGGGAAUCUGGCCAUAAUUGUUUCCAUCUCCUAUUUCAAGCAGCUUCAGUCCCCGACCAAUUUUCUCAUCCUAUCCAUGGCAGCCACGGAUUUCCUGCUGGGCUUUGCCAUUAUGCCCUACAGCAUGGUGAGAUCUGUGGAGAACUGCUGGUAUUUUGGGAUGACGUUCUGCAAAGUUCAUUACAGUUUCGACCUGAUGCUCUGCUUAGUUUCCAUUUUCCACCUUUGUUCUAUUGCUGUGGAUCGCUUUUACGCAAUUUGCCACCCUCUGCAUUAUGCCUAUCUGAUGACCAUGAAUGCCAUAAAACAAAUAAUAGCAGUGUGCUGGUCAGCACCAGCGGCUUUUGCUUUUGGUAUUGUUUUCUCAGAAGCUUAUGCUUCUGGAAUUGAGGGCUAUGAAAAUUUGGUCAAAUGCUCGAGCUUGUGCCCUGUUGUGUUCAACAAAGUGUGGGGGGCUGUUUUAUUUACAGUUGGUCUAUUUGCUCCUGCUUGUAUUAUGAUAGGAAUCUAUGUUAAAAUUUUUGUAGUCUCCCAAAAGCACAUAUGUGAGUUGAGCCAAGCACACAAGCACACAAAAAGUGAUAUGGAAAAUGAGCUUUCUAAGAGUAAAGACAGGAAAGCUGCCAAGACUUUGAGUGUAGUUAUGCUGGGUUUCUUAAUAUGCUGGUUUCCUUGCUUUUUUGCAAUCUUAAUUGAUCCAUUUUUAAAAUUCUCUACUCCUGUACCUUUGUUUGAUGCUCUAACCUGGCUUGGUUAUUUAAAUUCUCUCUGCAAUCCAUUAAUAUACGGCUUUUUCUAUCCAUGGUUUCGGAAAGCAUUUAAAUAUAUUGUAACAGGUAAAAUAUUCAACUCACACUUCCGAACAACAAAACUUGUAUCUGAGGAUCAGUCACACUAG
Cygnus atratus (black swan) is the source of this 1038-nucleotide messenger RNA. RefSeq names its product trace amine associated receptor 2 (gene TAAR2). Gene Ontology annotation, biological process: G protein-coupled receptor signaling pathway. The transcript has a single exon. Gene Ontology annotation, molecular function: trace-amine receptor activity. The coding region runs from base 1 to 1038 and encodes 345 amino acids. Lineage: Eukaryota; Metazoa; Chordata; Aves; Anseriformes; Anatidae. The record is from RefSeq and is a predicted model, not a curated record. Gene Ontology annotation, cellular component: membrane.